Colletes gigas is the source of this 3927-nucleotide messenger RNA. It is a transcript of the gene vari, whose product is annotated as MAGUK p55 subfamily member 2. The transcript is spliced from 8 exons. Gene Ontology annotation, cellular component: plasma membrane; cell-cell junction. The record is from RefSeq and is a predicted model, not a curated record. NCBI's taxonomy places the organism in Eukaryota, Metazoa, Arthropoda, Insecta, Hymenoptera, Colletidae. Gene Ontology annotation, molecular function: protein binding. The coding region runs from base 256 to 2073 and encodes 605 amino acids.
CGUUCGUUCGCGGCGUCGCGAAUCGCGAACCGCCACCGGAUGAUCUAUGAAUAGAUCCCCGAGAUCCUCCAGUGCCAUUUUGAUUCGGCGUCGGAUCGAUUGACACCGCACGCCGGGCUAAACACGUGCAAGCUCAUCGAGCGCCAGGCAUGGGACUGUCGUCGAUCGAGGUACCGGAAGUUGGACGCGUCGCGAUAGGAAACUCGCGACUCUCGCGAUGAUCGGUGUCACCUGACGAUUACUAUUGCCUCGAGGAUGAAGAAGACCAAGUCGUUGAUGGAGAUCGAGGACAUCUGCGGAUGCUCCGGGCUACCCUCGAUCGUCCCGCGAAAGGAACUGCCUCAUCUGAACUCAACUUCCGCCGCCUUCAUGCACGUACGCGACAACCUGGAGGAACUGGGCAAGGUGGCCGACGACACGGACCUGCUUUUCCUCAAGGGCCUCCUGGACAGCCCGGUCGUCACGUCUUUGGUGAAGGUCCAAGAACGUCUGGAGGAUCCUCCUCUCCACGUGGAACCGGUAUGCUCGUCCGUCUGUGACAUUGUCGACGAGGUUUGCCACGCUCUCCGCAACUCACGGGACGAAAACGCGCGCGAACUGUCGCGACUGUUGCGUUCCUCGCACCUGAAGGCGCUCCUGGAGACGCACGACGCCGUCGUCGAACGGAAGGAAACGCCGUCGAAGCCCCAACCGCCCCCGCUAACGAUGCCCACCAACGAAAGGACAGAGGCUGUCAGAAUGGUCGGUUUAAGAAGACAACCCGACGAACCUUUGGGUUUAACGGUGCAGGUCGACGAGUCUGGCAACUUGAUAAUCGCCAGGAUUCUAGGCGGCAGCACUGCAGCGCGCCAAGGACUCCUCAGGUCCGGCGAGGUGAUCCUCGAAGUGAACGGAAAGGACGUUCGCAAUCCUGAGGAGCUUCAGGAGGCCAUUCAAGAGGCGAAGGAGAACCUGACGCUCAAAUUGGCGCCUGGCAUAGCCAUCGACGCGAACCGUCCUUUGAAAUCUACGUGUUACAUGAGGGCGCUUUUCGACUACGAUCCGUCAGAAGACACCCUUCUGCCGUGCAGGGAGAUCGGAUUGCCCUUCCAAAAAGGGGACGUGCUGCAGAUCGUUGACCAAGCGGACCCAAACUGGUGGCAGGCUCGACGAGUGGAAGGUGAGGGCCUGGGUCCACCGGGCCUGAUCCCGUCCCUGGAGCUCGAGGAACGAAGAAAAGCGUUCGUGCCCCCGGAGGCGGACUUCGUCCACAAGAUCAGCAUCUGCGGCACCAGGAUAUCUAAAAAGAAAAAGAGGAAGAUGUAUCAGUCCAAGUCUAACGGGGAGUUCGAUGGCGCGGAGCUGCUUCUUUACGAAGAGGUGGCCAGGAUGCCGCCCUUCAGGCGCAAAACAUUGGCCCUUGUUGGCCCCAGAGGCGUGGGUCGCAGGACGCUGAAGAACAGACUGAUAAACAGCGAUCCUGACAAGUUUGGCACCAUCGUUCCAUACACAUCACGACCGCCCAGAGUGCUCGAAGAGGAUGGCAAGAGCUACUGGUUCACCGAUCGCGAGGGGAUGGAAACCGAUAUCAGAGAGCACCGGUAUCUCGAGUACGGAGAACACGUCGGCCAUUUGUACGGAACGAAAUUGGACUCCGUUCGCGAUCUGAUCAGAGCUGGGAAAAUGUGCGUGCUGGACUGUAGUCCAGCCGCUCUAAAAAUCCUUCACAACAGUACGGAGUUCAUGCCAUACGUAAUUUUCAUUGCCGCCCCGGGGAUGGAACAAUUAAAGUGUCUGUACGACCUUGGAAGAUCGACUGGGGCGAGCAGUCGAAAUUUAACGUUUGACCGCCAGAGUUCCAUCAGGUACAGCUCGAGGAGAGCCAGGACGCUGGAGUCCCUUGCAUCCUUGUACGAGGAGGACGAUCUGAAAUCAACGCUAGAGGAAUCCGCGGCCCUGCAGCGCGCCUACGAGAAAUACAUAGACCUGGUGAUCGUGAACGAGGACUUCGACAACACGUUCAGACAGGUGAUCGCCGCGUUGGACGCGUUGGCCACUGAACACCAAUGGGUCCCCGUGAACUGGAUCUACUAGACUCCUUGUCGACUCAACUGACCGGUCGAGGACUUCGACGAAACCCACCACGCCUCUGCCUGUCUUUUCAUCCUGCGUUUACUUUGUUUACUUAAAGAAGAAGUACAAAUCACCAUGUAUUUUUCUGAAAAACAUACCAACGAAAGCAACCAGGGAUUGGACCUUCAUGGAGAGUAGUCUUUAACCGACGAUCUACCCCCUGACACCACCACUGCCAGGGGGUUGUUGGGCCCCUAAAUAACUAGUAAUGAAGGAACGGAUCUUGGGAAGACCUACUCGACCAUAGGUGCAACGAUUGUAAGGAUAUUUUAUUACAUUAAGCUCCCCCCCUGGAACGCAACCCUUACUGAGGAUAAACUGUGAGAAGAUCACAUACUAUUGAGUCUAGACACCCUCGAUCAUGGAAAAUUAGCAAGGACCGCCAUGACAGUGAAAAGAGAAGGUAAAAGUGGACGUGCCCUGGUCGGGCGGUUGACUCGACAACGAUUUUAACCACGAUUUGGGUCGACUCGACGAGGAAGUGAUCGUAGAUAUCACGAACUGGAGCGGGAAACGAGCAAGCGAAUCAUUACUGCCCCGAGGAACACGCGACAGCGACCUUCGUAGCUCGUCGAGCUCAAUGUUGAGUGUAUCCUCGCCGCCAUUGUGUUUACUGCACUGCACUUCGUGCGAUGCAACUGUUUUAUGGUCGUACUAUAUGUAUAGAGAGUUUAGUGUGUUGUAUAUUGCCUCGAUUAAGUGUAUAGAUACUUUAAUUCAGUGGUUACGAUGGAUGGACGAGUCUAUUUUAAAAAAAAAAAGAGAAUCUUCACAGACUGUGUUCCUUUUCUUCCGUUCGAAGAAACGCACGGGCUACGAAGGUCGCCGAGGCUGCCCGGUGGCGACCUCUUCAUUCGUUUCUAGCAAGUACAAUCAUAGCAUUUACGUUAUUUUGUUUUAGGUUUACGACACGACCCGUUCCACCGUCAGAACCCGGUAAUUUUCUUCUCACCAGGGACAGGCAAAAUUGUAUUCGAAUAACAGAUAAAUAAAACCAACGUACAUAACAAUUUAAUCUGUAUCUGUUCGUUGCGAAAUGUUUCAUUCUAUAAUUGAUAUAUUCUUGAUAAUUAACGAAUACUCAUUUAUUUCUCGUUAUUCGACUUUUUAUCCGGAUACGAAUUUUGCCCAUCUCUACUCGUCACGUACCGUAAAUACUAUUUAUUGACGAGAAAAGUAUACGUCACAAUAUCAAAAUAAAAUUUGCCCGGCUCUAACCGUUUUUGAAACCGGAGCUCUGUCGAAUCAGACUUUAAAAAUGUAAAUAAUGGGUAGUCAACUCGAAAGUUAUGCAAUGGUUACAGACGGUCGACAUAACAUAAUUUUAUACAUUCCCCAGAGAAACUGAUAGACGUCGAAUGGGUCGAUAAGAGUAAGCAUUAGACCGCCGUCCAAUUAAUUUUAGGAUACGCCUAGUUUUCUAAUUUUCCUCGAAACCACGAGCCUGCAUACACUUAUGUGCGUUUAUUUACCGUAAGCGAUACUUUACUUCUUUUUAUAGAUACGUAAUAAAACAUUACGUACUCUGUACUUCAUGUACUGCUCGUGCACGCUGAACGUAUUCCUGGCAUAGAGUGCCUUAAACAGCGCAAUCCUUUAACCGAGGAGUUGCCACAAAGACCUACUAUGUCGACGACGAGAUUGUCUUAUUAUACACGAGAGUUUUUAUGUAAGAGACACGACGGAUAACACGGUUUUUUUCUAAUGCUCCGACCACGUAUGCACGCAGUAACGCACGUCAGUUGCGAGACAUUCUGUACACACAAUCGGUACGUUCCGAUCUUGUCGCGUCACAUACGUCAGAAUAAAGUUUAU